Triticum dicoccoides is the source of this 805-nucleotide messenger RNA. RefSeq lists its product as uncharacterized. NCBI's taxonomy places the organism in Eukaryota, Viridiplantae, Streptophyta, Magnoliopsida, Poales, Poaceae. The record is from RefSeq and is a predicted model, not a curated record. Gene Ontology annotation, biological process: negative regulation of cell population proliferation. Bases 363 to 482 code for a protein of 39 amino acids. The transcript has a single exon.
GCGCGCCCAUGUGGCCCUGCACACGCCCGCAUUAUCAAUUGCUAUCUUCUUCUACCUUGCUCCAUCUCCUUCACCUUCACCCCCGCUAUCAGCCAGCUCUUGCGUGCCCUCUGGAUCUGGAUCUAGAUCUAGCUGACUGGCUCCCGCCCUCCCUCCUCCGUCCCUAUAUAUAAGCCCACCCGUUGGUUGGAGCCGUGAGCCAUCACCACUCCCCACUGCCUUUGCCGAGAAGAAGAGAUCAUUGGCCAGAGCGAGAGUUCACCGUUCAACAACACCCCUUCACUAAACCUUGCUCACUUCCAACGAUCAUCCAUCGCCACGCCACGCACAGGGAGAGAGAGAGUGCGUGUGUUGAAGAGAAGAUGAAGCUCGCCGGGAGCCAGAGGAGAGGAGGAGGCUUGAGCAGGACCUUGAAGGAGCACAGGGCCAGGCUCUACAUCAUCAAGCGCUGCGUCGUCAUGCUCCUGCGGUGGCACGACUGACUCCCUCCCUCCUCCUUCCGUUCCAUGGAUGGUGUUUGAAGCGAAGAUUUCUUUUCUGUUUUUUGGAUCUGUGAUUCGGUUGUGCCGUGCCCGUGCCAGAAUGGCGUCGGCCGGCGCAGGUUGUACAUACUACAGAAGAGGGCAGUUAAUUAUAGCAGUAGAAGUAGCAAAGCAAUAGGAUUAGGAUCUACUUAGUGUUCGUUGAUUCACCACUUUCAGUCCAGGCAAGUGUGUCCCAGCAUUUUACUGUUCUUGCAUCAUUGUAGAGCACUGGAGGAAUCCAACAUCAGCUGAAAUUAAGAGAAGUGAUACUGUUCUAGCUC